Molecule: messenger RNA, 1632 nt
Organism: Closterium sp. NIES-65
Lineage: Eukaryota; Viridiplantae; Streptophyta; Zygnematophyceae; Desmidiales; Closteriaceae
Source: the annotation of a GenBank genome assembly
AUGGAUCCGAAAGUCCGUCUUUCUGGCGUUCUCCUGGUUGUCGCGCUGGCCUUCAUCGCUCUCUCCCCCCAGGUCACCCUCCUCUCCCAGUCACCCUCCUCUCCCACCCUCCUCCCCCAGUCACCCUCCUCUCCCACCCUCCUCCCCCAGUCACCCUCCUCCCCCAGUCACCCUCCUCCCCCAGUCACCCUCCUCCCCCAGCCACCCUCCUCCCCCAGUCAUCAAAUCCGAUCUUCCAAGGAUGUGAUCGGGCAGGUGGUGGAGUUUGAAGCAGAGGAAAUUGAAGCCCUGGAGGGCGGCAAUGCUCGUCCACAUGCGGCUGGUCUUGAGAGCGGCGACGCGCGUCCACAUGCGACUGCCUUGGAGGGGAGUGAAAGGGGAGGUGGAGAGGAGGGGGUUACAGAGGGCAGGCAGCAAGAGGAGGAGCGCAGUUGGUGGAGGUGGGAUGUGGGGAAGGGCGAACUAGUGUGGAGGGAGGGGCCAGAGGGGUUGGCUGACGGGCAGGAAACACUUUUGUGGCUGCCCGAGAUCGUGUACGAGGAUUUGGAGCUCAUGGACCUGAGAUAUUUCCAGGGUCUGCACUGCCCGGCUCCUGCCUGCCCCUCCUUCGCUCGCUGCCGCACUGGCCGCAGGCAGGCAGGCAGGGUACUGGCGUGCACUGGACACGACCCUUUAUUGAGUGAUCCGUUAUCACGCAACAACGGUGGUGCAUCCAGUCAGACAGCUUCAACGGACGCGUCAGGGACAUCAUCUGUCGGCGCGUCAGGGUCGGACUCGAUGGCCACCGUAGGCUCGGCGUCUGCGGCGGGCUUAGGCUCGGCGUCAGUAGACGCGUCUCCUCUUGUGGACCCCUCCCCUGUGCUCACCUCGCCUCCCCCCAACCACGUGAAGGACAAUGCGACCUAUGAUGUGGCUGUUGCCGAGCCGUUUGCUGCACAGGUGUUCCUUCUAGAGAACGUCUUCAUCAACGACCGGGGCAUGGUGUUUGAUGCCAUGUACCACUACCGCCAUGGGCUGCUGUGCAGGUCCUGUCCCCUCGACUUUGGCCUAUACACUGGGAAUGAAACCAAGGUGCACGUGUACAGUGAGCUGCUCUCAUUGGCCAACUGGAAUGGCGGGAACUUCUACCAUUCGCUGCUCGAGGUCAUGCCGUCCCUUCUCUACCUGCGGCCAUUCUUGGAAGCAAAGCCGGGCAUUCCCAUUCCAGUCAAGAUUGACCAGGUUAGGAAUUCCCGUCUUUUACCAUUCGCUGCUCGAGGUCAUGCCCUCGCUGCUCUACCUGCGACCGACCAGGACAAGCACGCUCGCCUCUUCUCACUCAUCAACGCGGACUGUGGGGCGAACACACAUAUUGGAGAAACUGCAGGCAUUCUUUCCAAGAGAGAGUAUUGUGGUGAGAUGGAGGAGUAUUGUGGUGAGAUGGAGGAGUAUUGUGGUGAGAUGGAGGAGUAUUGUGGUGAGAUGGAGGAGUAUUGUGGUGAGAUGGAGGAGUAUUGUGGUGAGAUGGAGGAGUAUUGUGGUGAGAUGGAGGAGUAUUGUGGUGAGAUGGAGGAGUAUUGUGGUGAGAUGGAGGAGUAUUGUGGUGAGAUGGAGGAGUAUUGUGGUGAGAUGGAGGAGUAUUGUGGUGAGUGA